Messenger RNA from Funneliformis geosporum, 453 nucleotides. The record is from the annotation of a GenBank genome assembly. Lineage: Eukaryota; Fungi; Glomeromycota; Glomeromycetes; Glomerales; Glomeraceae.
AUGUUUAAUUCACCUCCGACUUCUCCAAUAUCAACUCCUCCAACCCCUCUAGCCAGUGAAAAUAACGAUGAAAAUGAUGAAAAUAAUGAAAAUACACAAUUAUCGGUUUUCAAAAUAUCAAAUCAAACGAUAACUCGUCGUUUUACUAUGCAAGCAGAAAAACCAACAUGGGUCGAAUUGGAAUUAAAAGUCCGAGAAGCAUUUUCGAUUCCAUCUUCAGUAUCUCCAGGUUUAAAUUAUACAGAUGAAGAAGGUGAUAGUAUUACAAUCUCAUCUCAAUCUGAGCUUGAGGAUUACUAUAAACUAUUCAAAGAUCGUAAUUUAUCCGAAAGUUAUAAAUUUGAGUUGGUUAUUUUUACUCCCAUAAGAGACUAUGUUGAUGAUACACAUGUUUAUUCUUCUCCUGAUUAUGAGGAGGAACAAGAAGUUCGUGGUAUUUGCCCUACUCAGUAA